Caenorhabditis angaria is the source of this 1598-nucleotide messenger RNA. The record is from the annotation of a GenBank genome assembly. NCBI's taxonomy places the organism in Eukaryota, Metazoa, Nematoda, Chromadorea, Rhabditida, Rhabditidae.
AUGGACUACAAUGAUAUCAAACCGUUCGCUUAUCUUAUAGUCAUAAUUAUUGGAAUUCUAGGAAAUUUCGCUGCAUUUCUAGUCUACAGAACACCACAAAUGCGAAAAUCAACGGUAUGUGUUUUUUUAAUGUAUUAUAGCUACAGUAACACCAUGAGAUACUGUAGUGAUAUACAGUAUCUUCGAAAACAAUUGGAGAGAAAUAUUGUAAAUUUUAAAUUUUCUUUUGAAAAAAUGGAAUUAUUUGAAACAAAAAUCCUUACAAUUACAAUUUGUUGAGACCUGACACAUUUACCUAGCGAUUUAUUGAUUCCCGACUCCCCCGUACCUGAAAACCAUCUCUUCCCGAACCUUUCGAUUUUCCAGGUUGGCAUAUUACUUCUAAUUGUCUCAGUCAUUGAUGUCAUUCUAUCAAUCCUCUCUCUUCCAUUAUUCUCCCUUAUCAAUCUUCCAGUUUGGCCCAACAAAUUCCAGCCAAACUCACCGCACGCUAUUUUUAGCAGCAUUAUUUCCUGCUAUUUAUAUCCGAUUUGUAUGAUGGCCAAAAGUUCGAGCUUGUAUUUUCUGGUUUUGAUCACAAUUGAACGAUGGAUUGCAGUAUGCAGGCCUUUGCAGGUAAUAACGGAAAUGAAAAAUAAAAAUAAAUUGUUGUUUCGUUUAGGCCAAGAUUUUGUGCACAAAUCGAAAUACUUGUCGCGCGGGAAUAUUUAUAGUUAUCUACUCGAUCGUCUUUAAUAUUCCAAAGUUUUUCGACUAUACUUAUGAGUAAGUUCUGUUUCCGCUAAAUUUAAAUCAAACUUUGUUUAAUUCCAGUGCAAAAUACGAAUGGCAAUUAUGGAUGUUAAGCCCAGAGAAGCAUUUCUGGUUCUUCUUGACUUUUUACGGUAUCCUUUCAGUUCUAUUUGAUUAUCUUAUUCCAAUUAUGAUUAUGGUUAUUGCAAAUUAUUGUGUUAUUCGAGAAUUGCGACGAAAUGACGUCACAAUAACAACUUUGAAUGUGCAAAAACGGAAAGAGCAGAACACGACAGUUAUGUUGUUAGUGGUCACAAUUAUUUUCACAAUUUGUCAUUCGGUUGGAGGAGUUUUUAAAAUGAUUGAGAUUAUUUGUGGAAGAUUUAUGUUGAAUGGGGUGAGUUUGGGGAAAGAGUUUAAAGUGCCACGUGGCAACUCAAAAGCACAAGGAAUUUUAAAAAUAAGUUUGAAAUGAAAACUUUUUUAAAUGAUAAAAAUAUUCUGAAAUUCAUUUUUUUUCCGAAAUCUGAAAAUUCUCCCACGUGGAAUAAAAUUAAUCAUUACAAAAAAGUUCACUUGAAACUCAAAAACAUAUUUUUCUCAUCAAUAAAUUAUUGAUUUUCUUCCAGUUCUACUUAUAUUUCGCCGAUCUCACUGUUUUUCUCAUUGUUCUUCACACUUCUUCCACAUUCUUCCUCUACUACGCAUUUUCGGGCAAAUUUCGCACAAUAUUUUGGACUGUUAUCAAAUGUCGAAACAAAUAUAGCGAAGAUUUCACAAAAUUAUCAAUGUUUUAUCCAUCAGCUCAAACAUCAAUGAUAAUUGAAACAAAACGAAAAUUGACGAAGAAAGAGAAUUUUGUCUGA